AUGGCAUCUUCACAAAACUCCCCCAGUACCAAGCCGCUCCUCCCUUCAUCCGCCCCGAUACCGCUGCACCCCCAAAAGCAACGGAUCGACUACUGGGCUUGGGAAUAUGUAGCCCUCCUCGUCUCUUUCCUCGCUGUCGCUACCAGUGCAGUUGUUCUACUCAUGUUUGACCAGAAACCUAUUCCCGCUUGGAGUUGGCAGAGUAAUGGCAUAAGUGUGAAUUCGAUCAUUUCUCUUUUAUCUACCCUGUCGAGGGCAUCACUACUCAUGCCGAUUGAUGAGUGUAUGGGUCAACUCAUGUGGUUGAGGUAUGAGUAUCGCGCACAGAGGCUGGCGGAUGUGGGUUUGUAUAACGAGGCAUCGAGGGGGGCGUGGGGGGCGUUGAGACUGGUGUGGAGGCAGAGAGGAAGAACUUUGGGAUGUCUUGGGUCCUUUCUACUCAUCGGUUCUCUCGGAAUCGGAACUGCACAGCAGCAGCUCCUCUCUUACCCUAGGCGUAGAUUCGUCGAUCUUACCAUCAUGUCUAAUCUUAAUCGUGCCCUCGAGUUCAAUACAUAUCAAGGGUCUACUGAGGAUCCCGCAAUGUCCUUCUCACUACUCUCCUCAAUCUACAGUGCCUCCCUUUUUUCCGCAGCAAACAGCACCUCGACCGCCGCCGAAGUGCUCCCUCUCUUCAACUGCCCCAGCGGUGGCUGCGUCUUCAACACCUUCACCACACUCGGAAUAUGCAGCGAAUGCAACGACGCAACCUCCCAGAUCAUCCAACUCUGCGACAGCGACAAUAGCUACUGCACCGCAUCAUUCCAAGGCCUACAAGCAUUCUCCUGGAGCGCAAGCUCCUCGACAGAGCUCAACACCCUACUAAACCAGUCCUCCAUCACCAACUCCUCUGUUCCAUCCAACGUAAAAUCUCCCUUCGCACGAACUGCACACCUCCAAGCCGAAUACGGUACCGAUGGGUCCCUACCCCCCCGCUACACCGCGGCCGAAUGCGCAAUCUACUACUGCGUCAAAGAGAUCCAAGCCAACGUCACAAACGGCACCUACACCGAAACAGUCCUCACCGCGCUCGAAAACACCAACCACAACCCCAUCACUACCUCCGGAGACAUGACUAUAACCGGCGCCGCCGCCAACGAAAGCUUCCUCAUCACCGCCCCCGCCCACGCCUCACUGGUCGGAUCCCACGGCCUCACCGCAGCCCUCACCGGCUCCGCCCGCAGCGGCGCCAAUAGCACCACUCAGCUCUUCACCUCCGACAUCCUCCGCGGCUUUGCGCAGGACCCUGACAUCGCGCGCACUAUGGAGUGGGUCAGCACGGCGCUCACGAACCGGCUCCGCAACUUGGAUCGCACUGCGCAGAAGGCCAUGGGUGAGUCUUAUACCGUGCAGUCGUUCAUCCGGGUGCGGUGGAUGUGGCUGCUGUAUCCGGUGACGCUGUGGACGGCGUCGCUGGUGUUUUUGAUUUGUGUGGUUGUGGAGACGAGGGGGAGGGGGAUGAGGGCGUGGGGGGCGAGUCAGUUGGCGCUGGUGUGGUAUGGGUUGGAUGCGGAGACGAGGGGGAGGGUGCGGGAUGGGGGUGGGAGGAGAUGA
Messenger RNA from Morchella importuna, 1593 nucleotides. RefSeq lists its product as uncharacterized. The record is from RefSeq and is a predicted model, not a curated record. The transcript is spliced from 2 exons. Bases 1 to 1593 code for a protein of 530 amino acids. NCBI's taxonomy places the organism in Eukaryota, Fungi, Ascomycota, Pezizomycetes, Pezizales, Morchellaceae.